This is a messenger RNA of Mesorhabditis belari, 372 nucleotides long. NCBI's taxonomy places the organism in Eukaryota, Metazoa, Nematoda, Chromadorea, Rhabditida, Rhabditidae. The record is from the annotation of a GenBank genome assembly.
AUGGAAAAUUUGAAACUCCCCCAGCCAGCUCCACCAGCCAGCAACCACAUCCGCCAUGAAGCUCUAGAAGCUCAAUAUUCCUUUACUAACCCUGAAGCUCAAGAUCCGCCAUCAACUCGAGCGAAAACUGUUUCGGUCCCAUGUCUUCAUUGUGGCUCUUGUCUGAAAAAAACGUGGUCAGUACAUCUCCUUCAACACAUCAUCACUCAUGCGUCGACUCGUCGAUUUCGAUGCUCAAAAUGUGACACCACGAAUCAUACACUCGCCGAACUCAAAAGGCACCACAUAAAGUGUCGAGGAGAAACGAUCGAUGCCAUAGACUCAAAAAUGAUUGAGGAGUGGAGUUGGCAACUUAAUAAUGACGCGUUUAUG